Danio aesculapii is the source of this 3336-nucleotide messenger RNA. Its product is annotated as E3 ubiquitin-protein ligase TRIM39-like. The coding region runs from base 133 to 1656 and encodes 507 amino acids. The record is from RefSeq and is a predicted model, not a curated record. Gene Ontology annotation, molecular function: protein binding; zinc ion binding. Lineage: Eukaryota; Metazoa; Chordata; Actinopteri; Cypriniformes; Danionidae. The transcript has 8 exons.
UGGGAGGAAAUCUGACAUGUCUGAAGGUGCAACUACCGAACAACAGUCUUAAAUGAAGAUAUUACUGUACUUGAAAUAACCUUAAUAAUUAUCGAGACUUUCUAUGAACACAGCUGAUAUUCACUCACAGAAAUGGCUAAUUCUUUACCACCACCAUUACCAAUACGACAGACCAGAAGACUGAGCAUGGACAUUUCUCUCUCUCUGUCAUCCUCCAUGAGUCCUCUGUUUGAGGAGCUUCAGUGUUCGGUGUGUCUGGAUGUGUUCACUGAUCCAGUCAGCACUCCAUGUGGACACAACUUCUGUAAGAGCUGCCUGAGCAAGAGCUGGGAGAACAGUCAGGACUGCUACUGUCCAUUGUGUAGAGAAAGUUUCAGUAAUAGACCUGACUUGAAGAUCAACACAGGGCUUAGACAGCUUGCCCAACUCUUUAAGCAAAGGUUGACCUUGCGAAUAUCUGGGGUUCUCUGUGACAUCUGUGAUGGGAGAAAGAUGAAAGCCCUGAAGUCCUGUCUGGUGUGUCAGACGUCUUACUGUGAAACUCAUCUGGAGCCUCAUAGGAGAGUCCCGAACUUCAAGAAACACAAACUGAUGGAGCCUGUGAAGAAUAUAAAGGACUACAUAUGCCAGAAACACGAGAGACCUCUGGAGCUGUUCUGUAGAGAUGAUCAGAUGUGUGUUUGUGUGUUUUGCACUGAUGGAGAGCACAAGACUCACAACACUGUUCCUCUAGAGGUGGAGAGUAAAGUGAAAAAGACUCAGAUGAUAAAAAUUCAGAGAGACAUGCAGAAGAUGAUCCAGGACAGAAACAAGAAGAUUCAAGAUAUCAAACACGAGGCAGAACUCAGAAAAAAACGUGAUGAGGAGAUGAUUCAAGAGCUGCAGCAGGAAAUCACUGAGCUGAAGAUAAGAAACUCUGAACUGGAUCAUCUCUCACACACUGAGGAUCACCUUCAGCUCCUACAGAUUUACCCAUCCAUACGCAGCCCACCAAACAGCAGGAGCUGGCCUGAUGUGAGUUUGGAGACAUUGAGGAAAGCUCUGAUUCAACUACAGGAAACCCCGGACCAGAAACUCAGUCAAACUGUGUUGAGGAGGAUACAGCAGUAUGCAGUGGAUGUGACUCUGGAUCGUGAUACAGCUUAUCCAGAACUCAUCCUGUCUGAUGAUGGAAAACAAAUGAUACAAGGAGACAUUUAUCAAGACCUCCCAGAUAUCCCAGAGAGGUUUGAUCAUUGCCCUUCGGUCCUAGGAAGAGAGGGAUUCUCCUCAGGGAGAUUUUAUUUUGAGGUGCAGGUGAAGGGAAAGACUGAGUGGAGUUUAGGAGUGGUCAGAGAAUCAAUUAACAGGAAGGGAAAAAUCAUUCAGAGUCCUGAGAAUGGACACUGGUGUGUGGCCCUGAUGAAAGGAGAUCAAUACUGGGCCUGUGCUGAUCCAGCGGUCUCUCUAAAUGUGAAGCCGCAGAAGGUUGGUGUGUUUGUGGAUUAUGAGGACGGUCUGGUCUGCUUCUUCGAUGUGGAGUCCAGAUCUCAUAUCUUCUCUUUCACUGGACAAUCUUUUAUUAAUAGGGUUUAUCCUUAUUUCUGUGCAUGUUUCACCAGUAAAAGUAAACAUUCAGUACCACUGAUAAUCUCACCUGUCAAUUACAGUGAAUAAAAUUACACACCUCAGAUACAAUUGACAAUUUUUAAUAAGUUUGUAAACAAGGAAUCUGAAAAUGGCAAUCAUGCAUAUUUUUAAAUCAAGCUUCAUGUUGUGAUCAUGUUAGCUCUUGCUGAUACAUCCUGCAACUACACCAUUUGCCUGCAAAAUCAGUGAAAUGUACUCAUUAAUUUGGCUAAAAAUGUGUAAAGAAUGUUUUUUAUUAUGAUAAAGACCCUUAAAUAUGUGGGAUAUUAUUAUUAUUAUUGCUUUUUUCUUCAUAAUUUUUUUUCUUUCUUGUAUGAAAUAUUAACUCACCGGCCACUUUAUUAGGUACAUCUGUAAAUCUGCUCGUUAACGCAAAUUUCUAAUCAGCCAAUCACAUGGCAGCAACUCAAUGCAUUUAGGUAUGAAGACACGGUCAAGACGAUCUACUGCAGUUUUAACCGAGCAUCAGAAUGGGGAAGAAAGGUGAUUUAAGCGACUUUGAACGUGCCAUUGUUGUUGGUGCCAGAUGGGCUGGCCUGAGUGUUUCAGAAUCUGCUGAUCUACUUGGAUUUUUACACACAACCAUCUCUAGGGUUUACAGAGAAUGAUCAGAAAAAGAGAAAAUAUAAGUGAGCGGCAGUUCUGUGGGCGUGAAUGCCUUUUUGAUGCCAGAGGUUAGAGGAGAAUGGUCAGACUGGUUCGAUCUGAUAUAAAGGCAAGAGUAACUCAAGUAACCACUUGUUACAACCGAGGUAUGCAGAAGAGCAUCUCUGAAUGCACAACACCUCCAACCUUGAGUUGGCUACAGCAGCAGAAGACCACACCGUGUGCCACUCCUGUCAGCUAAGAACAGGAAACUGAGGCUACAAUUCACACAGGCUCACCAAAAUUGGACAAUAGAAGAUUGCAAAAACGUCACCUGGUCUGAUGAGUCUCAAUUUCUGCUGCAACAUUCGGAUGGUAGAGUCAGAAUUUGGCAUUAACUACAUGAAAGCAUGGAUCCAUCCUGCCUUGUAUCAACAGUUUAGGCUGCUGGUGAUGGUGUAAUGGUGUAGGGGAUAUUUUCUCGGCACACUUUAGACCCAUUAGUACCAAUCAGACGAAUUUCUUAACAUCACAAUGAGUUCACUGUACUCAAAUGGCCUCCACAGUCACCAGAGCUCAAUCCAAUAGAGCACCUUUGGGAUUUGAAAUCUGCUACAACUGCGUGACGCUAUCAUGUCAAUAUGGACCAAAAUCUCUGAGGAAUAUUUCCAGUAGCUUGUUGAAUCUAUGACAUGAAGGAUUAAGGCAGUUCUAAAGGCAAAAGGGGGUCCCACUUGAUACUAGUAAUAAAGUGUACCUAAUAAAGUGGCCGGUUACUGUGUAUGAACGUUCAAAUUAUGAUCUACAUGUGAAGUGCUAAUUUAGUAGUUUUUUUAAUAUGACUGAUAUGAUUGUCAUUUGAUCAAUUUAGGACUGAUGUACAUGUCUAAUCAUCUUUUUCACUUACUUUUUUCACAACAACAACUCUAGCAGUCUUACUCUAACACUGAAUGCUCUGCCCACAAAUAAGUUACAUUGUAACUGGCACUCCUUGUAUGUAUUCUUGUAUUGCCUCUUCUUGUUGAAUUGCUGAAAGCCUUCUCUGUUGUAAGUCACUUUGGACAAAAGCGUCUGCUAAAUGACUAAAUGUAAAAAUGUUUUCUAUAAAAACCAAACCAGAAA